AUGAGUCCUGCCCUGCCCUGGGUCCUUCCCCUUGGAUGUGUACUGCUCCUGGCACAGGCAGGCGAAUGCUUUAUCUUGCCCAACUCGAGUCACCUGGAGAGCAUUUUGAGUAAAUAUCAGGAUGGGGAAACUCACUCCAGAUCCAAGAGAGCCAUUUUAUUCUCAGACAGACAAGAAAUAUUGAUGCUCCACAAUAAACUGAGAGGUCAAGUGUACCCAGCAGCUUCUAAUAUGGAAUACAUGACCUGGGAUGAUGAGCUGGAAAGAUCAGCCCAUGCCUGGGCUCUGCAGUGCAAGUGGGACCAUGGGCCCAGUGCCCUCAUCAGGUCAAUCGGACAGAACUUGGCGGUUCACUGGGGCAGGUAUCGGUCUCCAGCUUUCCAUGUCCAGUCUUGGUACGAUGAAGUGAAGGAUUACACCUACCCGUAUCCUCACGAGUGCAACCCGUGGUGCCCGGAGAAAUGCACGGGCUCCAUGUGCACGCAUUACACCCAGAUAGUCUGGGCCACAACGAACAAGAUCGGCUGUGCCGUGAACGUCUGCAAGCAGAUGAACGUCUGGGGAGAAAUCUGGGAGGACGCCGUCUACCUGGUCUGCAACUACUCGCCCAAGGGCAACUGGAUCGGAGAAGCUCCGUACAAGACCGGCCGCCCCUGCUCUGAGUGCCCGCCGAGCUACGGAGGAGGCUGCCAGAACAACCUCUGCUACAAAGAUUACCGUUACGAAGAUCCGGUCAUCGCUGAGACGGACGAGACUAACGAGGUGGAGAUUUCGCAGGUGGCAGAGCAAAACCCGGUGUGGUUCCACCCUCCGGAAAGCAAGCCCAGCAAACCCAUCAAGCCCAAGAAAAUCAUCCCGGAAUCCUACAUGACACAAGUCAUUACCUGUGAAACCAAGAUGAGAGACAAAUGCAGAGGCUCAACAUGCAACAGGUAUUUGUGCCCAGCUGGCUGCUUGUACAGUAAGGGAAAGAUCUUUGGAACAUUUUAUUAUGAGAGUUCCUCAAGUAUAUGUCGUGCUGCGAUUCAUUACGGCAUCCUGGACAAUAAAGGAGGACUGGUUGAUAUCACGAGGAAGGGGAGGACGCCAGGUUUUGUGAAGUCUACCAGGAACGGCGUGGAGUCUUUUAGGAAAAGUAAACCUUCAAAUGCCUUCAUGGUUUCCAAAGUCACAACACAGACGCUGGAUUGCGAUUGAUACACGACGGUAGCUGAGCUGUGCCAGUUCAAAAAGCCGGCGACCCACUGCCCAAGGGUUUAUUGUCCAGCCUACUGUAAAGACGAGCCGUCGUACUGGGCACCCGUGUUUGGCACAAAUGUUUAUGCAGAUAGCUCCAGUAUCUGCAAGACUGCAGUGCAUGCAGGAGUCAUUUCAGAUGAAAGAGGUGGUUUUGUGGACGUGAUGCCUGUAGAAAAGAAGAAAAGUUAUGUUGGCUCCUUAAAGAACGGAGUCCAGUCUGAGAGCUUGAAGAAUCCUUCAGAUGGAAAUGCUUUCCGAAUUUUUGCUGUGAAGCAGUAA
This is a messenger RNA of Pterocles gutturalis (yellow-throated sandgrouse), 1518 nucleotides long. RefSeq names its product cysteine-rich secretory protein LCCL domain containing 2 (gene CRISPLD2). The record is from RefSeq and is a predicted model, not a curated record. NCBI's taxonomy places the organism in Eukaryota, Metazoa, Chordata, Aves, Pterocliformes, Pteroclidae. Gene Ontology annotation, cellular component: extracellular region.